AAAGCCCCUCUCAACUCGCGAGAAACUAAUAUCUAGGGCAAGCGCAAGACUGUUUCUUCUGAUCUAAACUCCGUCGCCCAAUUUCUCAAACAAAGCAAAUCGAUGGCGCCUCCACCUGGACCUUACUCCGGCACCAGCACUCUCGCCCUUGUGGCUCGUGCAUCUGCUUUCUCUUUUGGGCUCGUUUAUGGCAGCAUUAAGCUCAAGUACCUCAAGGCUAAGGCAAGGUCUCAAAGGAAAGCUGAAGCAAAGGCUCACCACUGAAGCAGGGGGAAUCCUGUUUGUAGCUGGUUUGCAUGAGUGAAUUGAGCUUGGUGUAGGAAUAAAGCAUAUCAAUGGUAAUGUACCAGUUUUUCAUUUCAGCUUAUAAAGUUUUUAUAGACCGUGACAUUCUUAUCUUCCAAUAUUUUUUUGCGCAUUAUGAACAUGGCCCUUGAAGUAUUAAUUUUAUGGUCCGCGAUGACACCAUGGAUGUUUGGUGAUUUUGUUAAUGGGCAACAUGUUGGAUGAUUAUGUGCUUAUCAGUUCAUUGUAAUAAUGCCGUCACCUUUUGGCUCCCAAAA
Hibiscus syriacus is the source of this 563-nucleotide messenger RNA. RefSeq lists its product as uncharacterized. Gene Ontology annotation, biological process: proton motive force-driven ATP synthesis. Bases 103 to 264 code for a protein of 53 amino acids. Lineage: Eukaryota; Viridiplantae; Streptophyta; Magnoliopsida; Malvales; Malvaceae. The record is from RefSeq and is a predicted model, not a curated record. The transcript is spliced from 3 exons. Gene Ontology annotation, molecular function: proton transmembrane transporter activity.